Protobothrops mucrosquamatus (brown spotted pit viper) is the source of this 630-nucleotide messenger RNA. It is a transcript of the gene EFNA4, whose product is annotated as ephrin A4. Gene Ontology annotation, molecular function: ephrin receptor binding. Gene Ontology annotation, cellular component: plasma membrane. The transcript has 5 exons. Gene Ontology annotation, biological process: axon guidance; ephrin receptor signaling pathway. The record is from RefSeq and is a predicted model, not a curated record. NCBI's taxonomy places the organism in Eukaryota, Metazoa, Chordata, Lepidosauria, Squamata, Viperidae. Bases 1 to 630 code for a protein of 209 amino acids.
AUGCGCCCCAUUGAGGCGCUGCCUUGGGGGCUCUUCGUGUUCUGGGGCGCCCUGCUGGGCCGGCAGGUGCGGGGCCUCCGCCACAGCGUCCACUGGAACGGCAGCAACCCCAGGUUCUUCGAUUCAGAUGGAGGCUACGCCAUUCAGGUGUCCAUCAACGACUAUCUGGACAUUUACUGUCCCCAUUAUGAACGGCCGCUGGCCACCGGAAAGCCGGAAUCCUUCACUCUGCUUAUGGUCAAUGCCGAAGGUUAUCAAGGCUGCUAUGAAACUCCAGGAGCUUUUAAACGGUGGGAAUGCAACCGUCCUUAUGCCGCCUACGGGCCGGUCCGAUUCUCGGAGAAAAUUCAGAGAUUUACCCCUUUCUCGCUAGGCAUCGAGUUCCAGAGCGGCCGUGAAUAUUACUACAUAUCAAUUCCUGCACCGGAGAGUCCUGGCCAGUGUUUGAAGCUACGCGUUUUGGUCUGCUGCAAAGCCACCGCCAACCUUGCGACGGAGGCACCCAAGUCCCAGCCUCGAGGGAGAGGCGGCCCAGAGAAAGCAGUUGUCAUUCGUGGACGUGGUCCUGCCCCGAUCCAGCUGGGCGUCGCCUGCUUGGGUCUCCUGGUGGUGCCCUUUCUCUGGCUCUGA